This is a messenger RNA of Soboliphyme baturini, 375 nucleotides long. NCBI's taxonomy places the organism in Eukaryota, Metazoa, Nematoda, Enoplea, Dioctophymatida, Soboliphymatidae. The record is from the annotation of a GenBank genome assembly.
UUGUUCACCGUUGUUUCUGGUGCCUGUGCUGCUCACAAGUGCGUUUAUGGUCGCGGAAGGCUGGUGUGCAACAAGAACCCCGCUGCCGCUGCUUCAGCCGCCGUGAGAAUCUGGGACAGAGAUGGCAUUGGGUUCUUCAGCACUUUCGACCCUCCGGACCUCAUGGCAUACGCUAAACCUGACGCUAAUGGCUUUUUCAGCCUUCGAGGUUGUGGAGACGACUUCGACUGGCUGCCCGGCGUAAAAAACAAUCCAGAUCCAUACUUGGAAGUCGUUCAUCGCUGCAACGGCGAAGAACAAACGAUGCACUACGACCAACCAGUCGUGUUUCUGCCUGAAUCAAUGGAUUUUUCCCAGAUCAUACUUGAUAACUAG